AUGCACCUCCUGGCGAGGGGGCCCCCUUGGCUGGGGGCCCCCUGCAAGCCCCCUGGGGCCCUCGUGGGGGGCCCCGAGGAGCCGCAGAAGAGAAGGAAAUACCUCCUCCAGGGGCAUUGCCUGCAGCAGCAGCAGCAGCAGCAGCAGCAACAGCAGCAGCAGCAGCAGCAGCAGACACAACAACCGCAGCAACAGCAGCAGCAGCAGCAGCAGCUGCAGCAGCAGCAGCAGCAGCGCUGUGCGCUGCGGGGAGAAGGCCCCGCGGUGUCUCCUCAGCUCCGCAUGCAGGGGCUGUCUCGCUACAGUCUGAGGGCCCCCAGGGGCCCCCACAGCAGCACAACUGCUGCAGCAGAUAGAAGGGUUAGAUUGCCUGCUGCUGCUGCUUCUCCUAAUGCUCAUCGCAGAGGCAGCAGCAGCACCAGCAGCAGCAGCAGCAGCAGUGAGUGCGCCAGCAGCAGCAGCAGCAGCUGGUACGGCAGAAGCCGAAACGUCAGCAGCAGCAGCAGGAGCAGCAGCCACGGUAGCAUCAGAAGCAACAGCAACAGCUGCAGCAGCAGCAGCAGCAGCAGCAGCAACAACAACAACACCAAGAACAAUGGCAAGCGAGCAGGGGGUGUGCCCCCUAGCAGCAACAGCAGCAGUGCGAGCUCAGGGCGGCGUAGGAGCAGCAGCAACAGCAGCAGCAGCAGCAGCAGCAGCAGCAGCAGCGGCAGCAACAACAGCAGCAGCAGCCGCAGCGGCUCCCCCUCCUGCCCCCUGUGCAGGGGCUCCUUCAUAUUCCGCCACGGGUCUAGGUUAGAGAGGAGAGAGCUGCUGCUGCAGCAGCACGGCUUGGGUGCGUGUGGGGGCCCCAGCAGCUUUGCUGCUGCUGCUCCUGCUGCUGCUGCUGCUGCUGCUACGGCUGCUGCUGCGGAUGUCCGAGGACAGAGGCAUCUUAGUAGGCACCAACAGCAGCAGCAACCACAACACCGCCAAACCUCCAGCAGCAGCAGCAGCAGCAGCAGCAGCAGCAGCCAGCAGCAGCAGCAGCAAGGGGCAGAGCAGCGGCGGGAGAUUGAGGCCCUCAGACGCUGCCUGCUGAGCGGGCUGAUGAAGAAAGAGAGACAGAGAUAUUUCUGUCCCUUUUGCUGCAGACAAGAGGAUGCAGCAGCAGCAGCAGCAACUGCUGCUGCUGCUGCUGCUGAGAGCAGCAGCAGCAGCAGCAGCCGUUUUGUUCCUCGCAGGGGUCUCGAGGCAGAAGCAGCAAGAGUGCAGCAGCAGCUGCAGCAGCAGCAGCUGAUUGACGUUGACAGCCUAGCAGCAGAAGAGCAGCAGCAGUUCUUUGUGAAGCAGGAGGAGCCCUUGCCGCACCCCAACAACAGCAGCAGCAGCAGCAGCAGCAGCAGCAGCGGGUCUGAGGCGCUGCGGGUUGUGUGUGAAGGCUUCGACUGCCGCAGCCUCAGCAGCGAGGCGCGGUGGGCGGUGGCGGAGUUAGUAAGAGAGGGCUGCUUCAUAUCAACAGCGUUGCAGGCUGCUGCUGCAGUGCAGCAGCAGCAGCAGCAGCAGCAGCAGCAACAGCAGCAACAGCAGCAGCAGCAGCAGCAGCAACGGCAGCGACGGCGACAGCAACAUAAGAUACACAGCAACUGGGAGGGGAGAGAGGAGCCACGGGGGCAGCAGGAAGCAGCAGAGCGACGCAGCUCUUUUGCUGCUGCAUGCGCAGCAGCAGCAGCAGACAUAGAAGCAGAAGCAGUGAGCCAGCAGCUGCUUGACCUGGGGGCCCUGCGGGCCCGAGAAGAAGCAGACAGCAGGAGAGACAGAGCAGCGCAGCAGCAGCAGCAGCAGCUCGUCAGCAGCGCGCAGCCACUCUGGCAGCAGCACGGCUGUCUUUGUUCUUACCUAGAGGCCGCCAACCCCCCCCUCUUCGAGGCUCUCACCAGCAGCAGCAGCAGCAGCAGCAGCAGCAGGAGCAGCAGCAGGAGCAGCAGCAGCAGCAGCAUCAGGAGAUACAAAGAGGAAGCAGCAGCACGAGGCCGCUUGCUGCUGCAGCGGCUCUUUGACCUGCAGCAGCAGCUGCUGCGCAGCUACACUUCUGCUGCUCCUGUCUUUGUCUGUAGAGCUGAUGAGGAGGCUGGGCGUCUCCUCAGAGCCUUGCGAGCAGCAGACACACAGCAGCAGCAGCAGCAGCAGCAGCAGCAGCAUAUGAACAUUCACGACUGUCUCCUCAUAGCCUCUGCUGCUGCUGCUGCUGCUGCUGCGGAUGCGGAUGCCGAAGGAGCCGCAGCAGCCAAGGCAAAUGCAGCAACUGCAGCAGUAACAGCAACAGCAGCAACAGCAGCAGCAGCAGCAGCAGCAGCAGGGGAUAAGCGCAUGCAUUGCCAGGCAUUGCCCGUGCUGCAGCAGGAGGGCCCCCAAGGGCCCCCAGGGAGCUGGCAGCAGCAGCAGUGGCCGCUGAGCGAGCAGCAGCAGCAAAUGCUGCUGCUGCUGCAGCAGCAGGCGCAGCAGCUACCGGCUGCUGAGCUGCAGGUGACCUUAGCCAAGGCCUACUUCGAGCAGCAGGAAAAGGCUUUAGUUGAAUCUGCUUUCUUCUCUAACUUGGGGUCUCUUGCUGCUCCGUCUUUGCUGCUGCAGCAGCGGCAGCAGCUGCUGCUGCUGCUGGGCUGGUGGCUGCGCAUCAGCGCCUUUCUCUCGGGCACAGCAGCAGAGCUGCAGCAGCUGCUGCUGCUGCAGCAGCAAGCAUUUGCAAAGUCCCAGCACCAACAGAUACAGCAGCAGCAGCAGCAGCAGCAGCAGCAACAGCAGCAGCAGCAGCAAGUUGUUUCUCUCUCUGACUUGCUGCUGCGCCCACACCCAACACGCGGGCCUUCCUACAUUCAGCUGCUGCUGCUGCAUCCUCAGGACAGCAGUGCUGCUGCUGCAGUUGCUGCUGCAGCAGCAGAGACAGGCGCGAAGCUGGAGUCUCCACCGCAGCACGAGCAGCACCCCAGCAAGGCAGCAGCAGCACCACCAGCACCAGAAGCAGCAGCAGCAGCAGCGACUGCAGCAGCAGCAGCAGCAGCAGCAACUGCAGCAGCAGCAGCAGCAACUGCAGCAGCAGCAUCGACACCACCACAGGAAGUUGAGGAGAUUUCCAGCGACAACGACGAGGUCCUGCAUAGCAGCAGCAGCAGCAGCAGCAGCAGCAGCAGCAGCAGCAGCAGCAGCAGCACUUCAUCGCGGUUCAGCAGCAGGAUAGAGAAAGGUGUGAUUGUGGUUAGCAGCAGCAGCAGCAGCAGCACCAGCAUCAGCAGCAGCAGCAGCCCUGAUGAAGCUUCUGGCCCCCUCCGUGUCUGUAGGCCCCUGCGGGGCCCCCAGAAGCACAUGCCUGCUGCGUCUCGUCGCCGCCUGUGCAGCAGCAGCAGCAGCAGCAGCAGCAGCAGAAGCAGCAGCAGCAGCAGCAGCAGCAGCAGGUUGCUUGCAUACACGCGUUGUAUCUCUGGCUGCUCUACAGCAGAGCAGCUGGCGAUGCAGCUGUGGGGUGUCUCCCCUUCUGCUGCUGCUGCUGCUGCUGCUGCUGCUGCUGCUGCUUCUCUUCUGUCUCCUUUCGUCAGCUGCUGCUGCUGGGAUGUCUGCUUGCCUGAGGCCCCUGGUCUCCAGGGUCUUCGUGCUGCAGGCAGAGCCUUGCUGCCCCUGCAGCAGCAGCAGCACCAGCAGCAGCAGCAGCAGCAGCAGCAGCAGCAGCAAGAGGAGGAGCUGAGUGCCUGUGAUGCCCUCGCCCGCCUCUGGCGCCUUACAGCUGACCCUUCUGCUGCUGUCUGCUGCUCCCCCAGAGUGCUGCAGCAGGAGCAGCAGCAGCAAAGCCCUUUGGGGGCCCCUGGGGGGCCCCCGGGGGGCCCCCCGGGGGGCCCCCCUAGGGGCCCCCAAAAGAAAGUUGAUGGACCUCCUCGCUGGAAUUUAGAGGCAGCAACUGGUCCGUUAUGCCUCUCUGUUGCUGCCUCAGCCUUCCUGCAGCAGCAGCAGCAACAGCAGCAGCAGCAGCAACAGCAGCAACAGCAGCAACAGCAGCAGCAACAGCAGCAACAGCAGCAGCAGCAGCAGCAACUCUCCACUCUCACCAACUCGUUCGCAUCCCCACCGCCACAGCAGCAGCAGCAGCAGCAGCAGCAGCAGCAGCAGCAACUCCCCCGCCACAACAACACCACCACCACCAGCAGCAGCAGCAGCAGCAGCAGCAGCAGCAGCAGCAGCAGCAGCAGCAGCAUAGAAUGUUUGCCUGCGUUUGAGUGGCUGAAGGGAGCUAUAAGAGCUGUUGAGAAUGCCACAGAAGCGCAGUUUCUGCUGGAGGCACCCGAGGAGAUCUAUGCUGAGCUUUUUAUUACUUAA
Molecule: messenger RNA, 4341 nt
Organism: Eimeria mitis
Lineage: Eukaryota; Apicomplexa; Conoidasida; Eucoccidiorida; Eimeriidae
Exons: 4
Coding region: 1-4341 (1446 amino acids)
Source: RefSeq, a predicted model, not a curated record